GCUCUUCGCUUUUAUUUUUCGUUUCUUUUCUGCGCGUUUCCUCUCUCAUUUGUCUUUCUUUUUGGUUUCGACUUCGGCGUUUUCUCCCCUCUCUCUAUCGCUGCUUGCAAAUUUGGGUUUGUUCUGUCUUGAGGAUUUCUGGCUGGAGUUCUUGCUUCCUUUUGUCAGAUUAAAUGGAAGACGAAGGUCCAACUCCGCUUGAUCAAUUGACGGCAUAUAAAAAGAUUGUCAGAAUUAAAGUACGUGUUUGUAGGAUAUGGAGACCAAAAUACCCAGGCAUGGGCGACAAAUAUACAGGCUUGCACUGUAUAUUGGUUGAUGAAAAGCAACAAGCUAUCGAAGCAUCUUCUACUGAAAUGGACUAUGAAAUAAUAGUUCCAAAGAUUGAAGCAGGCACUUGCUAUGAGAUCAUGAAUUUCCGUACUAACUAUGCAAGGGCUCAAUAUAGAGUUGUUCCACAUGAGACCCAAAUCAUUUUCACUUCGAAGACGGUUUUUAAGAAGUUGGCAAGUGUCUUUCCGCCUAUUCCACGACACAGAUUUUUCUUGCAGGAUUAUAACAAAUUAUAUCAUCGGUUAAACAAAUGUGAUAUCUUGACGGAUGUUAUUGGCCACCUCAUUUCAGUCCAGCCUUUAGAACCAAUACAGAUCAAUCAGAGAAUUGAGGACAAAUGUGAUUUGGUUAUCCAAAACAUCAGAAAUGAAGAAGCUAAGAUCACACUAUGGUCAGAUGUUGCACAUGCCUUUUCUGCUUUCUCAUUAGAACAACUAGACCAACCAAUCAUUAUUGUUUUUACAAGCUUGAAGGUUAAACUGUUCGGAGAUAGCAUCAUCUUGAACAACACUGGUUCAACACUUUUCUUUAUAGAUCCAGACAUUCCAGAAUUGAAUACAUACAAAUCAGUGUUUUCAACCUGGCCUCAUCCCAUUAAAACACUGCCUCCUUCCAAGCAAGCCAAUGAGCAAGACAUUUUCCGAACUGGGAAAAAGAUGACAAUUGAGGAGUUAGGAUAUUUGGAUCCCGACUUAUAUAAGAAUGAUACAUUUUUAUGCAAAGCAUCGAUUAAGCGAUACAAUACGAAAUAUGAAUGGUGGUACACGGCUUGCCCUACGUGCGCAAAACAAAUGCAUCAAGAUCCAACAAGUGGUCAACUUAUUUGCCAAAAACAUCCAAGUCAGAUUCCCACUCCAUGGUACAAAGUGUUCUUAGUUCUUGAAGAUAAGACAGACGAGAUCAGUGCUCUUAUUAUUGGCAGAUCAGGUGAAAAAGUUUUUGGUGUACCCUGUAAAGAUUUGGUUUUCAAUCAGAGAUCAGUGGAUCAAAAACAGUUGCCAAUCUCUUCUACAGCAGUUUCAUCUUCAAGCACACCUGUUGACAUAAUUACUGAUUCACCUGUUGACAUAAUUACUGAUUCACAUAAAAGAAAAAGAGAAUUAAUUAGAAGAGCCCUUUUUGUACCAUCUAAAACAAGUGAAGCAGAAGAAAUAUGUGAAAUAGAUGCACAAGAUCAGGAUCAAGUUCCAAUCAAAUUGUUCAAAAGAAAAUCGUCACCAACCAGCUCAAAGGCAGACUUUGCUCCAUACAAAAAAAACUAGUGACUGCUUCAACCAAAAAGCAAAAAACCUUUGCUCAUGUCUUAAAGAAUGUUGGCAUCUGUAAUCCAAAACAAACAACUAUCAGUUUGACAAUUUUUUGUGUGUAAAUAGUCGAUCCUCACAUCAAUUCCCCAUACUCAGUGUGCUCUUUUACAAUAUUUUUUGUUCAAGUAGUCAUGCCAGUAAACCACUAAUUGUCAAAGGGGAAUGCGAGGUAAAUCAUUUUUUGUAUGCUGAUGAUAAGGCAUUUGAUAAUGUCUUUUCUGUAAAUUAUAUAUACUUAGACAACUUUGUAAAAAUAUUUUGUCCAUUUUGUAU
Molecule: messenger RNA, 1913 nt
Organism: Pyrus x bretschneideri (Chinese white pear)
Lineage: Eukaryota; Viridiplantae; Streptophyta; Magnoliopsida; Rosales; Rosaceae
Product: replication protein A 70 kDa DNA-binding subunit C-like
Exons: 13
Coding region: 174-1595 (473 amino acids)
Biological process (GO): DNA recombination; DNA replication; DNA repair
Cellular component (GO): nucleus
Molecular function (GO): DNA binding
Source: RefSeq, a predicted model, not a curated record